UGUUUGCUAUAAAUAAUCAGUCAUAGCUCCCAUGUAGAUGGAAGUGGAUGCGUGAAGAAAUUUUGAUUCUUUCAAAAAUUCCUCAGGCCAGGUGGUCAGUUUUUUUCACAAGUAUAUAAAUCAUCUUAAAUUAAGAAAGCACGCUUCUUGUUAUCAGUGAUGAAUCAUUGUGAAUGUGGGAAACGAUAAGAAAUGAUGCGGCACAGAUAAAUGGGGAAUAUCAUCACUUGGACGAGCUUCAACUCAACCAAGGAGGAAAACAACGUGCAAAGUACCUCACAGUGUUUUUCGCGAAGUGCUCGGUGCUUAAUCUUCCGUGUGGCAGCAUCAGGUGUGGGACGAGUGCCAAAAACAUGACACCUUCGAAUUCUCCAAUAAAUACCGUCGAGGCAAUUUUUUGGUUCCUAGCAUCAGCCUACGUUGCCAUGGGCUUAGCAAUCAAUGUGCUGGAAAAGUUUCUGCCACCUUUCAUGCGACGAAUACUCUUCUAUGGAAAAAUCUCAGGGAAUGAGAAGAAAAAAAGUGACUUUAUGUCCUUCUUGUUCGUCCCAAAGUCAUGGUUUCGUCACUUCUACAUUUUUGCCUCUGUCUGGUGUUCUCUUGUGGUCUUCAUGGCCAUUCAAGGGCUCUCCACUGGUACCAUUCCCACAUGCUUCAUCGAUUUUCUCAAUCUCAUCUGCGGAAAGUACCGAACUGUGCAGACAACUCCUUUGGAAACCCUCUUGGCUCUCUUCUUGUUAUUCAUUCACAUCCUCGUCAGAUGCUACGAGACGAAUUUCACUCAAGUUUUCUCCAAGAAGGCAACAAUGAAUCUAAUCCAAUACUUGAAUUGCUACGUCUACUACUUUGGAGUGGUUGUCCUUCUCAUCUGUAGAGGAGAAGGAUUUGUUACUGGCACCUCCUUGACUCAUCUCAGCAUUGAUGGAUUUUCUUGGCGUUUGGUCAUCUGCUGCGCAUUAUUUGUCUUUGCUUCGUACCACCAAUUCAACUCUCACAGGAUUCUGGUAAAUCUCAGACGCGAUAAACAAGGUCGAGUAGCCACGGAGGGUCACUUUGUAGCAUCCGGUGGGUACUUUGAGUGGGUUUCGUCGCCCCACAUGUUCUUUGAGUGCCUCAUCUACGUCUCCCUCUUUGGUAUUAUCUGGAGAAAUUCAUCAUGGUGGGCUGUCUUGGCUCUUGUUGCCGUCAAUCAACUCACAAUGGCAUAUGAAACUCAUCUUUGGUACCGGAAAAACUUCACCAAAUAUCCAGCUAAGCGAAAAGCUCUCAUCCCAUUUAUUUUUUAAUUAAUCAGUUAUGAAAACCUUUUUCUUAUUAAGAAAAACGAUAAAUUGAAUUUUUAUUAUGAACUUGACGCUUUUUCUGACGCUUCAAUUAAUUGAAAUAUACAUAAGAUUCAACACCUUUGAUUCAGCUAUCAAUCCAUUUGCUUUCUAAGUAUGUACCCACAAGCAAAACUUUCAGAUUGUGCCAAAUACUUCAAAACUAUUCAGAUAAUAGGAUGGACAGUGGAAUGUUGUUAAAUAAGGGAUGGUCACGUUAUUUUGGAAACUCUACAGGAACAAAAUGGCCAAAAUGUGAGAAUUUCAAAUAAUUUUUCUGAGCACAAAAAUUUAUUUUCUAAAUUGAAAAUACUGAAUUCUUAUUAAUAUUUGGCCAUUUAACAAGAAUGCAAGCAAAUUUCAAAUUUUUGGUUUCAAAAAUGGCUUGAAAAUCGCUCUUGAAAGUCCCCGAGUUUCCAAAAUAACGUGACCAUCCCUUAAAUUUACGCAUGAACUAUUUUCAUGCACAAACGUAUACGCCAAUAUGGAAGCAAUAAAUUAUCAUAUUAACGACAUUGAUAAAAUAAAUGACCCGGAAAAAAUUCAAAAUUUUGUAUAAUUGGAAUAUUUGCAGACCUAUGGAUCUAUAAUGAAAAAAUUAAAAAUAUAUAUUUUUUUAAAUUAAAUUAUGGAAAUAAUUACAAUUUAAUAUUAAAAUAAUUCACUUAAAGAUAUCUAUUUAUCUUCAAUUUACAGUACAGCGUCGAACUUUGUUUCCUUUGCCUACCGAUAAGGCAUGACAUUGAUGAAAUUGAAUUAAUCUAACUAUUAUCUUAUAAUACUAACUCUGUAUUUAUAUCUGUUUAAGCAACGUUAUAAUCGCAAUAGGAGAGAUUACUGUUGACUUUAAAUAGCCAACACGCCAUUCAGGAUCUCAUGUGUGACUUUUCCAAGCCAUUUCCUCGCUUUAAUUACCACAAAAGUCACAAAUUUUCUCAGCACUGCAAUUCUCCUCAUGAAAAAUGACUUUAGACUGCAGAGAUUAAUUAUAUUUUAAACGCAAAACAGAGUUUCCCCUGUAUGGGAAUCAUUAAUCACAUUUUCCAUAUAUUUAUAUAUGUAUGUUUUUUUUAUUCCUCCCACAAUCAUAUUUCUUUUUCACGCACUCUUCCGGAACGACGGAUGAAGGAGGUGAAUGCAGGAGUAUUACGGGUAAAUACAGUUAUAGAGAAAAUCAUGGGAAAAUUUCUUUAUUAGAUUCUAGCUCCUCGACAAAAAGGAUGCCACACGAAUGCGAAAUGAAUAAUGCCGCCUUGUCAAAGGAGGGGGGAGCGAUGGUGGAAUGUGAAAGAUUGAUUCAAUUUCGCAGCAUACAUUUUGUGAACUUCUUGCAGCUGCGACACGGUCAGAAGAUGUCCGGGGGAACAAAUAGCAUGGCGGGGGGAAUGAAUUUUUGAAAUUAUCUUCCUUGAGUUUACUGCAAUGUCCAUGGCGAGGAAUUUCUCUUUUCGCAAUUUCUCAUCCUGUCCCACGGGAUGGUGGGUUGUUAUGACGAUGGAUACCGAGGGGGGGGGAGUGCUGCUGCCUUCUGCAUAAAAAGGACAUAAUAGCACUAAUUUUUUAUGUGCGAAACAAAGAACUUUUCCCACUGACCGUGUGCCAGAACGGAGUGAAAGCCCCAAAAGCUCGAAAAUUGUUGCUUUUGCAGCCUCACCGUGUGUGUGGAUGAGUGAGACGGAAGUAGUGAUUUUGGAGGAGCUUUCCCGGCGAAAGAGGCCAGAUGCGGGUGAUCCAGAGCGCAUAUUCAAAUGCUUCGCGCGAAGGGGUAUACCGGGGAAUGUAUUCGGAGCAAAAAGUGAGCUCAUGAUGACGUCGAGACAUCACAAGGUCCGCACGGGAGAAGCGCUCCCAGUCAGUAUGACGUCGAUUGACGCUCAGGAAUGACGCUAGUGUACCAAUAUGCGAAAAUUUCCACUCUUUAGCAAAUAAAACUCAAUAAAACGCGAUGAAUAGAGAGAAGAUUGCAUAGGAGGUAAAAUAGUUCAAGGCGUUUUAUGAGUAAUGAAAUGUGAAAGUAAUACUUUUGAUAUGUUCAGAGAACUUUUACAGGACAGAAAGUUUGGAUUUUCAGGAAAAUGCGAAAAGCUGUUUCUGUAGAAGAAAAAGAAACUAUAUUUUUGCUUAUUAAAUAUUUUAUUAUAAAUAUUAUUUAUUUGUAAGCUCUUUGUUCUUCUCUAAGCAGUUUCAUAAGAUCGAAAAAAUUUUGCCUAAAAGUAAUUUAAAUAAAUUUAAUUUUAAAUACUAAUUUUUAAAAAUUUAUCAAACAUAAAAUCCUUAAAACUUAUACCGAAAAAUAAACAACUGGGCCGAUUCUCAAAAAUCUGACGGAGUUAGAAAGGUCCAGAUUUAAAGAAAAGUCUGAAA
Lutzomyia longipalpis is the source of this 3686-nucleotide messenger RNA. RefSeq names its product polyprenol reductase-like. The record is from RefSeq and is a predicted model, not a curated record. Gene Ontology annotation, cellular component: endoplasmic reticulum. Bases 174 to 1286 code for a protein of 370 amino acids. Gene Ontology annotation, molecular function: 3-oxo-5-alpha-steroid 4-dehydrogenase activity. The transcript has 2 exons. Lineage: Eukaryota; Metazoa; Arthropoda; Insecta; Diptera; Psychodidae. Gene Ontology annotation, biological process: dolichol-linked oligosaccharide biosynthetic process; polyprenol catabolic process.